Messenger RNA from Parascedosporium putredinis, 993 nucleotides. The record is from the annotation of a GenBank genome assembly. NCBI's taxonomy places the organism in Eukaryota, Fungi, Ascomycota, Sordariomycetes, Microascales, Microascaceae.
AUGUGGGGGCCAGGGUCCUCCUCCUCGGAGAUUGACGACUGGGACCUCAUCUAUACCUUGAUCGAAAUGGCGGCUCAGAACUCGGACUCGGACCCCAACUCCAACUCCUCGGCUUCCUCGACCUCAGACUCGGAUUCUGACGACGAUGAAGCCUCAGACUCGGACUCCUCCGACUCGGAUUCUGACCAUGACGAAGACUCGGAUUCAGACUCCGACUCGAGCUCCGACUCCGACUCCGACUCAGACGAGGACCAAUCCAUCGCCUCCAGCCCCACCACCCUCGACGGCUACGUCUUCGUCACCCGCCUCGACAACAUCCAGUUCCCCGCCAACUUCAUCCUCAAAAUCGAGGACGAGCUCGAGCCCGCCCCCGCCGUCUGCCAAAUCAUCGUCCGCGACGCCACCCACCAGACCUUUGUCGGUCCCAGCUGGGGCGUCUCCUCCGCCGACCGCGACCUCGGCAUGGCCGUCACCUACCCCGUCGUCGCCUUCCUCUCCUACGGCAUCCCCAAGCAGACCGCCUUCCCCGACGCCAUCUACGUCGACGAGGCCUCCAUCAUGCCCCACGUCGCCCCCGCCGACCCCGCCAACCCCCUGCAGUCGUGCACAGCAUCGUCGGCGUCUUCAGCAUGGAAAUGGAAGCCCCCGCCACCCCUGCCCCUGCCCCCAUCGUCACCGUCAACACCCUCAGCCCCCAGCGCAACCCACUCCACCACGGGCGUGAUCCUCCCCGACAUGGUGCCCCCCGUCCCCCACAUCCCCGGCUUCACCCGCGGCACCGGCCCCCACCACAACCACAACCACCUAAACUUCCCCUACCCCCGCGACACCUCGGACGACUCCGACUCCGACUCCAACUCCACCGACACCGACCCCGACGACGCCUACGCCCGCCUCCUCGUCGCCCUACAGCGCCGCGAUUCCCUCCGCCGCCUCUCCAACGCCGACACCCGCGCCGCCGACUUCCCCGCCCUCGAAGCCACCCCCAUCUAG